AGGUUGGUAGUGUCGUUGCCAAUCGACGCCGGAGGAAUCCCGUCUUGCGAAAUCGCUCUCGCGCACAAUUCGAUGGAUUUUCAUGUAAAUCUGUAAUUGGUGGGUAGUUUUCAGAGUGAUCGUGGGCCUGAUUUUGUAGAAAAUUGACAUCGCAAUCGGCAACUCUGCUCAUGACGCGGCUUUGAUAGCCAUUGGGUGGUGCUGGGUUUCGGUUUUCAGCUUGCGAUCUGGUGGUUUCGAUGACAAGGUAGGUUGAAGAGGGCGAGGUUUUAGCACUGUAGUGCAGACUGGCAGGAGCCCAAGUGUUACAACAACUGGGUUUUUGUUUUAGGGAGUGGGAAUUGAGAGGUGCAGAGGUGAAGUGCCCAUGGAACCUCGCAAGGAUAUGGCAGAGAAGGAUGUAGCCAGCAUCGCGGCCGCUUCUUCGGCAACAGCUGAAAAAAUCCAUAGCUUGCUCAGUGCCUCCGACGUUGGUACCCUAAAGCAUCAACAGCUACUCAUACUGGGGAGGUUGCAAGAUAGCAAUGCAGUGCUUUCACAUUUCAAUGACUUUUCAGAUCGUAGCUUCACUGCUGUGGCGAACGAUUUCUCUCAGAACACUCGCCUCCUCAAGUCCAUGAAGAGCGACCUGGACUACGUGUUUCGAAAAAUAGGGUCUUUAAAAGCACGGAUUCAAAAGCAUUACCCGGAUGCCUUCAAAGAUGCAGUUCCUGACUGUAGGCCAGACCUUGAUUUACCAAAGUGAGCUCAAAUAUAUGCUGAAUGCAUGAAAUCUUUUGUGUAACUGAUCCUCAUUUUCAGCACACGGAGGACGAAAAUGGAUUUCUCAGUAUCAUGCACACCACUGAUAGUUAAACUUGUUUGUUGCCUUAUUUGUGCAACUGUAAAGAUCAUAUUUCAAGUGAUUACUGUAUCAUUUGACGAUGUCAGUUUUAAACUCUGUGUAAUACAAGUCGAUGGUGAAAAUCACAAAUCAGUUGUGAUCCGAGGUUCUUCAUGGGGAUCUGAGGUACAAUUGUUUGCCUUCAUGGUAAUUACUCUUUUAACAAGUGAUUUCUGCUUUGUCUUCCAA
Physcomitrium patens is the source of this 1072-nucleotide messenger RNA. RefSeq names its product kxDL motif-containing protein LO9-177. Gene Ontology annotation, biological process: lysosome localization. Gene Ontology annotation, cellular component: BORC complex. NCBI's taxonomy places the organism in Eukaryota, Viridiplantae, Streptophyta, Bryopsida, Funariales, Funariaceae. The record is from RefSeq and is a predicted model, not a curated record.